Molecule: messenger RNA, 1104 nt
Organism: Patella vulgata (common limpet)
Lineage: Eukaryota; Metazoa; Mollusca; Gastropoda; Patellidae
Product: serine/threonine-protein phosphatase with EF-hands 2
Exons: 9
Coding region: 1-1104 (367 amino acids)
Cellular component (GO): cytosol; nucleus
Molecular function (GO): protein serine/threonine phosphatase activity
Source: RefSeq, a predicted model, not a curated record
AUGAUAAAUCAACUGUCGUUGGAUGUUAAUGGUCAACCUAAAAUAGCUCGGGCUUUUGCCUCUACCCAAAGACCUCAUGUAAUUGCGAAGGAGACAUCAGAUGUAAUCGGGAGUUUAGAUGAUAUACGUAUAGAAAGCACGUAUACGGGACCACACCUGACAUUACCUGUAACUCAUGCCCAGGUUAAAACAUUAAUACAAGCAUUUAAAGCUAAACAGAGACUACAUGUACGGUAUUUACUGGAACUACUAAACGCAGCUCGUAAAUUGUUACAGCAACAGAAAAAUAUCAACUAUGCUUCCACAUCAAUAUCCAAGCAGAUUACAGUCUGUGGUGAUCUACACGGAAAACUUGAGGAUUUAUACAUGAUCUUCCAUAAGAAUGGUCUUCCAUCAGUUGACAAUCCGUUUGUUUUUAAUGGUGAUUUUGUGGACCGUGGACCAUCGUCUAUCGAGGUUGCUACAAUAUUACUAGCCUGUUUUCUUGCCUCACCUAAUGAAGUCUUCUUAAACCGUGGUAACCACGAAGAUCAUGUUAUGAACUUGAGGUAUGGUUUUAUCAAAGAAAUCAUCAAAAAAUACAAGAAUAAUGCUGUAAAGGUGACAAAUGCCUUUAGUGAAGUAUUUAGUUGGUUACCGUUAGCAACAGUUAUAGAUGAUAAGGUAUUGGUAGUGCAUGGUGGGAUAUCCGACCAUGUUAGUAUGAAAUCACUGGCACGAUUAGACAGACAUAAGUAUAUAUCAGUUUUACGACCACCAACUAUAACAGAUGUUGGAGGACUGGAUAGUAUGUCUAUGGAAUUACAAAGACUGGAAGAGUGGAAACAGGUAUUAGACUUAUUAUGGAGUGAUCCCAAAUCACAUAUGGGAUGUAAUCCAAAUACGUUUCGUGGAGGAGGAUGCUAUUUUGGUCCAGAUGUCACUGAGAGUUUCCUAGAAGAACAUAAAUUCCAACUUUUAAUACGUUCCCAUGAAUGUAAACCCGAGGGGUUUGAAUACAAUCAUGAUGGAAAGGUAACUAUGACUCAGUAUUUUAUUAAAGUAACAAUGCACCAUAUACAUUUUUUGCUAAAUUAUCAAAUUUCUCUCGGAUCAGCUGUUUAG